This is a messenger RNA of Mangifera indica (mango), 1785 nucleotides long. RefSeq names its product beta-glucosidase 11-like. NCBI's taxonomy places the organism in Eukaryota, Viridiplantae, Streptophyta, Magnoliopsida, Sapindales, Anacardiaceae. The coding region runs from base 89 to 1621 and encodes 510 amino acids. Gene Ontology annotation, molecular function: beta-glucosidase activity. The record is from RefSeq and is a predicted model, not a curated record. Gene Ontology annotation, biological process: carbohydrate metabolic process. The transcript has 13 exons.
AUGAAAAGUGUCAAUAGUCAAUUAAGUGACGCUCCAUGAAUGUCUGCCCACAGACCGAGCAACUAUUAUUCUGUCAACUCUCUCACAAAUGGAGUUUCUGCACCUUGUAAUUUUCUUCAUUGUUCUUUCCAUAAAAAGGGUUGGCUGUGGCAAUCAAUUUAGCAGAGAUGACUUCCCUCCUGACUUUGUCUUCGGCUCAGGUAGCUCAGCUUAUCAGAUUGAAGGUGCAGCUGCUGCAGAUGGAAGGACUCCAAGCAUAUGGGACACUUUUGCUCACUCUGGAACUUCGCAUGGAGCUAAUGGAGAUGUUGCAUGUGAUCACUAUCAUAAAUAUAAGGAAGAUGUCCAACUCAUGGUAGACACUGGUUUAGAAGCCUACAGAUUUUCCAUUUCAUGGUCGAGACUUAUCCCAAAUGGAAGAGGACCGGUUAAUCCGAAGGGUUUACAGUAUUACAACAAUCUCAUCAAUGAAUUAAUCAGUCAUGGAAUCCAGCCACAUGUUACAUUACAUCAUCAUGAUCUUCCACAGGUGCUUGAAGAUGAGUAUGGAGGAUGGCUUAAUCGAAAGAUUGUGAAAGACUUCACAGCUUAUGCAGAUGUAUGCUUUAAAAGGUUUGGUGACAGGGUUUCAUACUGGACAACUUUGAAUGAGGCCAAUGUGUUUGUACUGGGAGGCUAUGACCUUGGAUUUCUGCCGCCCCAACGUUGCUCUUUACCGUUUGGAAUUAACUGUUCUAGAGGCAACUCAUCAUCUGAGCCAUACAUAGCAGCUCAUCAUAUCUUGUUAGCACAUGCAUCAGCUGCAAGAUUAUACAAGAAAAAGUAUAAGGAAAAGCAACAUGGAUAUAUAGGACUCAAUUUGUUUGCGUAUUGGUUUGUUCCUUUUAGAAAUACAACAGAAGAUGCAAUUGCCACUGAAAGAGCAAACGAGUUCUACCUUGGUUGGUUUGUGAAUCCAUUGGUAUCUGGAGAAUAUCCUAUCUCAAUGAAGAAGAAUGCUGGCUCGAGAAUGCCAGACUUCACCAAUCUGGAAUCCAUGCGGGUUAAGGGUUCAUUUGACUUCCUUGGAGUCAACUAUUACAACAUAAUGUAUGUCAAGGACAAUUCUGACAGUCUAAAGGACGAACAUAGAGAUGUUAAUGCAGACAUGGCAGUACAGCUGAUACCCAUGCUUGAUAACUCAUCAACAUUUGAGUUUCCUGUUGCACCUUGGGGUCUGCAAGGAGUGCUGGAGUAUUUUAAGCAACUUUAUGGCAACCCUCCUAUUUACAUCCAUGAAAACGGUCAGCGGAUGCAACGCAAUUCAACGUUAGAAGAUUGGCCAAGGGUUAAGUCUUUGUCCGAAUACAUAGAAGGUUUGCUUCCCUCAUUGAGGAAUGGAUCAAAUGUUAGAGGCUAUUUCACUUGGUCCUUCCUAGAUCUAUUCGAGAUGUUGGACGGCUACGAGUCAGGCUACGGGCUGUAUUAUGUAGAUUUGGAUGACCCAGAUUUAUCCAGAUACCCCAAGCUCUCUGCUAAGUGGUACACUCAAUUUCUGAAGGGCCAAAGAAACAUUUCAGAUAGGAUUAUUCAACUUGAGAAGAAUUUAUCAGCAUUUGCUACUGCUCAAAUCUUUCAGUAGAUUCAACUUUAUGCUGUAGGUAAUGGCACAGUGAUUUUAUUAGCAUUUAGACCUUCAAAAUAUGAAGGAGAUAUAUUUUCUUAAGCCAUAACUUUACAAAGUACAAAUUACACAAGCUGCAUAUGGUUAAUAUUUAUCAUACAGAUGAAGGUGUUUUGUGAGGA